Molecule: messenger RNA, 2343 nt
Organism: Musca domestica (house fly)
Lineage: Eukaryota; Metazoa; Arthropoda; Insecta; Diptera; Muscidae
Gene: DAT
Product: sodium-dependent dopamine transporter
Exons: 9
Coding region: 337-2280 (647 amino acids)
Biological process (GO): dopamine uptake involved in synaptic transmission; sodium ion transmembrane transport
Cellular component (GO): presynaptic membrane; neuronal cell body membrane; neuron projection
Molecular function (GO): dopamine:sodium symporter activity
Source: RefSeq, a predicted model, not a curated record
UCAGUUGAGUUCCGUCACAAGAACGAUAAAGAUGUCGGUGAACAGCGCUUGAAAAAAAAAAAACUCCGUGUUGUGAGUGACAGUCGAAAUUCCCGAAUACUUUUAAUUCAAAAAAAUUAAAAGUAUUUAACAAAAACAAAGUGUUUUAAAUUUUGGCUUUUUUUUUGUUGUUGAUACAUAACUUAACUGUGAAAUGAAUUCUAUUAGAAGUUAAAAGUUGUGAUUUUAAUUCGAUUUCGAAUUGGCUAAACACAAAAACAAGUAAAUUAAAUAUUGGUGAAGAAGUUCGUUUUACGUUUUUGGAAUUUAAAAAAAAAAUCAACAAAAACAGACAUAAUGGUGGAGAAAAAGAGUUAUUCUUGCGUUAAAACGGAUUCAGAUUUAGAAGACGAAGAAAACGGCAUCGCCUUGGCGAUGUCACCUAACAGACAAACAGCUAAGACCACAACGCCACGUGACAUCAGCGAUAGUCCCGAUGAACGUGAAACAUGGAGCGGCAAAGUCGAUUUCUUAUUAUCCGUUAUAGGAUUCGCUGUGGAUUUAGCAAACGUCUGGCGGUUUCCAUAUUUGUGCUACAAAAAUGGCGGAGGCGCAUUUCUUGUACCUUAUUGCAUUAUGUUAUUAGUUGGUGGUAUACCACUUUUUUACAUGGAAUUAGCUUUAGGUCAACACAAUCGUAAAGGUGCUAUAACAUGUUGGGGUCGUUUGGUGCCAUUAUUCAAAGGAAUCGGUUAUGCAGUGGUUCUGAUAGCAUUCUAUGUUGAUUUUUAUUACAAUGUUAUUAUUGCCUGGUCAUUGCGAUUCUUUUUCGCCUCCUUUACCAAUGCAUUGCCCUGGACGUCGUGUACGAAUUUCUGGAAUACAGAUGAUUGUAGGCCGUUCGAGCAACAAGCCAGCAUACCCUCCCUGCUGGGUUCCAACAUUAGCGAUAGUUUGCCCAAUUCAACAAUUACCUCCGAAUUCAAUACAUCACUGGCAAAUCUAACCAUAGCAUUGUCCACCACAACACCUGCCAGUGAACGUUUCCAAUCUGCCGCCUCUGAAUAUUUUAAUCGUUACAUCUUAGAACUAAAUCAAAGUGAUGGCCUUCACAAUUUGGGUUCAAUAAAAUGGGACUUGGUCAUCUGCCUGCUGAUAGUCUAUUUGAUAUGUUAUUUCUCUCUGUGGAAGGGCAUUGGCACCUCGGGCAAGGUUGUAUGGUUUACGGCCCUCUUUCCCUAUGUUGUGCUGCUAAUUCUACUGAUACGUGGCAUAACAUUACCCGGCUCUGCCAUGGGUAUUCAAUACUAUUUAAAUCCCAACUUUGAUGCUAUUUACAAGGCCGAAGUUUGGGUUGAUGCUGCCACUCAGGUAUUCUUUUCACUGGGUCCCGGUUUUGGGGUACUGCUGGCCUACGCAUCAUAUAAUAAAUAUCAUAAUAAUGUUUAUAAGGAUGCCCUCUUGACUAGUUGUAUUAAUUCAGCCACAAGUUUUAUUGCCGGUUUUGUGAUAUUUUCCGUAUUGGGUUAUAUGGCUCAUACAUCAGGUCAAAAUAUUGAAGAUGUUGCUACGGAGGGACCUGGCUUGGUAUUUGUUGUUUAUCCCGCCGCCAUUGCCACCAUGCCGGGCAGUACAUUCUGGGCUUUGAUAUUCUUUAUGAUGCUGUUAACAUUGGGAUUGGAUAGUUCGUUUGGUGGUUCAGAAGCCAUUAUUACGGCGUUGAGCGAUGAAUUUCCAAAGAUAGGACGAAACCGUGAAGUCUUCGUUGCGGGACUAUUUUCAUUAUACUUUGUAGUCGGCUUGGCCAGUUGUACACAAGGUGGCUUUUACUUCUUUCAACUUUUGGAUCGUUAUGCAGCCGGAUAUUCGAUUCUCGUGGCGGUAUUCUUUGAGGCUAUUGCUGUUUCGUGGAUAUAUGGAACCAAUCGUUUCUGUGAAGAUAUACGUGAUAUGAUCGGCUUCCGACCUGGUAAAUAUUGGCAAGUGUGUUGGCGCUUUGUGGCCCCCUUAUUUUUGCUUUUCAUCACGGUCUAUGGAUUGAUUGGUUAUGAGCCACUCUCCUAUGAAGACUAUACUUAUCCACGUUGGGCCAAUGCUUUGGGUUGGUGUAUUGCCGGCUCCUCGGUUAUGAUGAUACCCGCCGUGGCAAUUUAUAAACUAUGCACUACCCGUGGUACAUUGAAGGAACGCUUGCGAAUUCUUACCACACCUUGGCGUGAUCAACAGGUAUCGGUGAAUGGUGUUACAGCUGAUGCAACACAAGUUCGCUUAACCGAUACCAAAGAAGCAUCAGAGGUUUGAAAUCAACCAUUUGCCAGAUUUCAAAUUUAUUAUGUAUAGCAUUUAGAUAAAAAAAAAACAAAC